AUGAAGCGCCAGGCGGAAGGGAGACGUCAAGCAGGGAUGGACAUCCGAGAUUUUGUGAAGAAGCAAUACUUAGAGGGAAACAAGGGCGCUAGUUUCCUGAAUCUCUUGAGUUCUCGGACUGACGACUUGAAAAGUUAUGUGACUACAGCCAGGGAACAAAUUCUUAAUUUGUGUUUAGUGGCAGGGACGCUAUCUACCAAAUGUCAUGAAGCCUUUUCCGACCUCCAUGCUGCGAUGUCGAGCCUGACCAUUGCCGUCGCCACGCUGAGCGAGGAAUUGGGUAUUGAGUACAAACCACCUGAAGUGUCAGCGAAGAAGGGCAAUGAAGCUGGGCAAAAGGCUGCUGAACUCUUGGGGAGGCAACCGACCACUGAAGAGGAAGCGGUACACAUUGAACUUCGGGGAGUAUGGAAUUGGGUUGGGACCGUGCUUUUAAUAGCUGUGGCAGGCGUGGGCAGGGGUGUGUGGGAGACGUCAAAAGCGAAGGCGGAGGAGGGCAAAGUGACGGAACACGACGAAAAACGCAAGAAGGUGGAUCAGCAUGGGAACACACAUAGCACCGGUGCUGAGAAGACCGACAACGGCGCGACCCCAAGCACUACACCAGCGCAAGGCACGGACAGACACAACGCCUCGGGGCUUGUGUGUCGCUCGCCAGCGGCUAACGCUGAAACUAAGGUUUCUCCUCCUGCCCCUAUGAAACACUUUAUUGGUGGACCACCUCCGCCAGACGCGGGGGCGCCAAGCGCGUUGCUGUUUGGAGCAACGCCAGCAAAAACAGGCGUCACGGGAGCUGUGCCUUUCCAGCCAUCACCACCUGUCUUGUUGAACUCAAACCGCAAUGGUUCGUCACCCAGUGGACCACCGAAUUCUUUUGGCAGUAGUAUAACAAGCACUGAGAAGUUAGUGGCGGCUGAGACGGCAAAGGGAGAGAGUACAGACUUCUCAGACGAGCUCUGCAACCCAUUUCUUCAAAGGUGGUCUUGA
Molecule: messenger RNA, 987 nt
Organism: Trypanosoma rangeli
Lineage: Eukaryota; Euglenozoa; Kinetoplastea; Trypanosomatida; Trypanosomatidae
Exons: 1
Coding region: 1-987 (328 amino acids)
Source: RefSeq, a predicted model, not a curated record